Xyrauchen texanus (razorback sucker) is the source of this 8003-nucleotide messenger RNA. It is a transcript of the gene entrep1, whose product is annotated as family with sequence similarity 189 member A2. Gene Ontology annotation, cellular component: membrane. The transcript has 11 exons. The record is from RefSeq and is a predicted model, not a curated record. NCBI's taxonomy places the organism in Eukaryota, Metazoa, Chordata, Actinopteri, Cypriniformes, Catostomidae. Bases 217 to 2031 code for a protein of 604 amino acids.
CCUCUCUGCCCCAAAAAAUGUGAAACCAAACCCGAGCAGCAGGUAACAGAAUCCAGUUAUUUUAAAACCAAUAGUCAACUAACUCGACAGGAACAUGGAAGUAGCAGCAAACGGACAGUUGAAAGAAAUACUCGUCGCUUUGAAAGAUACUGAGUAAAAUGAGGGAACGCCACUAUGCUCGUUUAAUAUUGUUGUUUGGCUGCUUGUGCGUCUCUAAUGUCUCUGCCCGUAGUUCUGCCUGGAUCUUGUUGUCGUUUAUCGGGGGCGGCGUUGGCCCAUCAGUUUGGGGACGCACCUUACAGAAGUCGUGGCCGCUGUGUGUCCGUCCUGCCAUCAUCCCGUAUGUCUGGAUCUCAGACGCGGAUCAUCCCGGCGCUGCUGCCCGCUCGCCCUCUGCUCUCGCUCGGCUUGCUGCAGCUGGUUCUCGGCUGCUCCAUGGUGGCGCUCUCUUUCGGGGCUCUGUCCCUUAGCAACUCGCCCCCUAUUAGAAACUCCUGUCCGUUUUGGGCCGGAUCUUCUGUCAUCCUAUCUGGAAUUAUAGGGCUAACCACAUGGAAACGACCAAUGCUGCUGCUGGUAAAUCUGUUUGUAUUGCUGUCAGUGGUCUGUAUCCUGCUAAACAUGGCAGGAUUCAUCCUAUGCUGUCAGGGUGCUCAGUUGGUUUCCAGUACCAUUAACUGUCAACUGAGUGAACAUGGUGACCUCUGUUACUGUUGUGCUGAGACUCCAAGCAGUCAGUGCCAAGAAGAGAAGUUGGUAAAGAUCUAUGCUGGCCAUGCAUGUAGCACAAUGAGAAUCCUGCUCAAGAAAGUGCUCUUUGCAUUGUGUGCACUUAAUGUUCUGGCCACAGCAGUGUGUCUGGUAGCUGCUGCGCUCAGAUAUCUCCAGAUCUUCUCAACCAGACGGCCCUGCAUGGAAGAGGCUCAGCCAGUUCAAGAGGAUGUAGAGGAGCAGACUCAUCUUCCUGACCCUGACGAGUUUGUCGCCCCUGCACCUCCUCCUUCAUAUUUCUCCACCUUCUACUCUUACACCCCACGCCUAGCUCGCAGGAUGUUUGCUGACAUUAUGAUUUCUCUUCCUCAUAUAUAUGGUGCCAGGAUUAAAGGAGUGGAGGUGUUCUGUCCUCUAGAUCCCCCUCCACCUUAUGAAGCUUUAGCUUCACAGCCAACAGCACAGGCCCAGAACACUGAGGUGCAAAUGACUGAUCUGAUAGAGGUUCUCACAGAGCACACAGAAACAGAGACAGAGACACUUAUCAACCAAGACAGGUGCUGUCAGAUGGCUAUAUUGAGCCCCACACCGCCGAUACAAUCCAGACAGCCUCACACUGCAAUUCCCUCCAGCAGAAGACCCCAAAGACUCUGUCUCCGCAGGUCUAACAGCGAUCCUGUCCUACUGGAUCUGAAUGCCAAAGUAAUGAGUUGUGAAGCAGCUACACAGACAGAGUUAGGCCCUGGCCCGACUCCUGAUUCCGGUUCAGUGACUGGAACAGAGCAAAAAAAGGUAACGUUACGACGAGGGUGUGGCAAACGGAAGCCGCGGCCAAACUCCCUGGUGGACUACCAGAGCUACAGAGACACAAAACUGCUGGUGUCACGUUUUCUGGAGCAGUCCUCCUGCAGCUUGACUCCUGAGGUGCAGGAGCUGGUCAACAACAUUAAAACUGUGCUGCGCUCUGAUGAGGAACACAUGGAGGAGGCGGUUCGCUGUGCCAGCUUCAUUGACCAGGCUAUAAUAGUUUCAGAGGUCACACCAGCGCAACCCACUCCUCGAGUGCAGGUGCAGACGGAGCUUACUUCCAACACUCUGCCUCUGCGGAAGCGGCCAGGCAUCCUUCACCUGCGCAGCUGUGGGGAUCUCAGUUCAUUUGCAUGGGCAGAGCUGCAAGCUGGGCCAGAACGCAAAGCCGGAACCCACACGGCCUCCCAUUCUAGAACAAACUCCAGGAUGGGAUCUAGGGCAGGAUCCCGCCGCCAGGAACAUGAGCGGCCACACAGCCUUAUAGGAAUCUUCAGAGAAACUGUCCUUUGAGAUAAGGAAUGUCUCACAGACUGAAUUAGGAGGAGGAAAUAGACACUAGCACAUCUUGAUGCAAGUAUAGAGAACACCACAACAUGAAGGAAGCUAAGCUUUGUAUACAGUACAAGUGAUUUUACACAAAAAUUAAUUAUUAAUAAUUUAAUCACCCUCAUGUUCUUUCAAACCCGCAAUAAUUUUAAUGUUCUGUGGAAUACAAAAUUAGCUGACCUCAGUCACCAUUCACUUUCAUGUAUGGAAAAAAAGAUACACUGAACCUUACAAUUCCCUUUGUGUCCCACAGAAGAAAAAAAGUCAUGUUGUUCAGGUUUGGAACGACAUGAGGGUGCAUAAAUGAUUUAUUAUGAUAUAUGAUAAAUUAUAAUUUUUGAGGAAACUGGCCCUUUAAUUUUUAAAACGUGGCUGUUUGGGAUGUAUUCACACAUUAAAUAUGUGUUGUUGUUUUUUGGGGGGGGGUUAUUUACUAAAUUUCUAUGUUACUUAUUUAAAAAUUAUAGUGACAUUUACAUUUAUAGGGCCCCUGCAGUGUAGCGUCACACAUGAGUGUUUCUGCAACAGCCAGUUACGUUACAAGCUGCCAGAUUCAAAUUGGCUUUCAUGCUGUCACAGGCUGUGCUGGUCAAGAUUCUGUCAUUUAUAUUCGCUCAAUAAUUUCCUCAUACAGUCUUUUAAACCACAUAAUAAGUUUACUUCAUAUACUGUACAUACGUCCAACUCAUCACUAAAGUGCCACAAUAAAAAGUUUACAGCUCAGUCAAUACAUCAAAAGCAAUCGUCCUCCGAUGCGUGCUGCCAUUUGUUUACAUUAGUAGCAGUUGCCAUUCGUCAAACAAACAGCUACUCAAAGAGUCGUUUCAAGCACAUAAUAUGUUUAUUUUAUGUAACAAACAGCCUAAUUGUCACCAAAGUACUACGAUAACAGUUUAAAACUCAUAUACUCCCAGUGAAAACAUGCUGAUCGAGCGUGAUUAUUCGAUGCAUGCAGUCAAGUCUGUUUACAUUAGCGCUUCUCACACACAGGCACACACAAUGUCUGAGAUGUCAAAAAGUGCAUUGGCAAACCAGACUGCUGAUAUUAUUUGUUCAUUUGUUUUUUACAGCUAAAAAAAUUAAAUAAAUAGAACAAAUACAGUACAUCAGACAAAACGAUUUGUUCACGUUUACUAUAUUAUAUACAGUAUUUUAGUUUAUGACAAGAAAAUAAAAAUAUUCCUCUACACUCUGCCCACAUCUACCGGCUGUGCAGUCACAUGCAAAAAUAACUCACUGUAUGUAUGGCCUUAUUUACCUUAAUGUGCUAUGGAGAAAUAUUGAUCGCUGAUUAAAUCAGCAUAUUGUGAGAAUUUUAUGUAUUUUUUUAUUUUCAUUUGACUGUUCUUCCAAUUGUGUCCUUUAAAUGUCUGCUAUGCAUUAUUACUGAAUUUGAGAUGGCUUAUCUGCAAAUGCAACUCACCCAAGAUUUAAUAUUGUUUUUAAUGUGUUUUUUUUUUCAAUUGGUUACAUUCUUUUCUUAAUAUUGGGUACCCGUUUGCAACAUGCAUCUUCCUUGACACAUCUGUUAAUUUCUCUUUCAAAAUUCACUAAAAACAAAACACUUCAUACAUGUCUCACAAUCAGCCUAUUCUACCAUAACACAGCAAACAUCCUCACCCAGCAAACACAGUUUGUCAUUCACAACAUUUAAUACUGGUAACAUAUGAUGUGUAAUUUAAUUUGUAAUUUUUUGGCCAAACAACUUGGAAUUUAAAGCUACACUCUAAAUAAGUAAUUUGUUCUAAAGACAUUAAUUGUAGUUUUGCAAUAUAUGUAGGGAAUCAUGACCACUCACAUUAAAAUGAAGACUCAUUUACAUUAGUAACCUUAUAAAAGCUGUUUUAUUCUACAUGGAGAGGGUCUGCACAUGGGGGCUGCCAUGUUAGAAUCACAUGACCAGCCGAAUAUUACUCGCUUAAUCUCAGUAACUGUCCUGUUAUUUGACACUUUCACUCAUUGAUUCAAUUAAUCAUGGCUGACUAUGAAUACAAAAUGUCUACAAUGCCAUCUGAAACUUGAAAAUAUUGAUUUUAAAUGAUGCUGCAUCCAAGACGCUCAGUGUAAGUCCAAGAUGACACAAAGACAGAAGUUACUGAGUGCACCUUUAACAAACAUUUACUAACAUACACGGGAUGAUUCAGGAUGCACUGCAGUCGAAGUUAUAUAAACAAAAUACAAAUGUGAUGAUUCAGUAUGGUCUUUUCUGAAUAGAGUUGGCCAACACUGUCAACACACACACACAAAGCCUAAAUACUCAAUUCAAAAGUGUAAUUACUUGAAGUGCUAGUCAAAGUGGUCCUCUGCUUUUAGCCACAAUUUAUCAUCUACAUCACAUCAAAUGUUUUCUAUGGCAAUAAACCUUGGGAAGACUCCUCGCCUUGGGUCUUCCUCUCAUUUGUCAUCCAUCCAUUUUCUAUAACCACUAAGCCUAUUUAGGGUAGUGCUGGAGUCUAUACCAGCUGCCCUGGGUCCAAGGUGGGAAACCACCUGCAUGUCUUUAGACUGUGGGGGACACCGGAGCACCCAGAGGACACCUGCGUGAACAAGGGGAGAACAUACAAACUCCAAACAGAAAGGUCCAGGUUUAGCCAGGACUCGAACCAGUGACCUUGCUGUGAGGCGACAGUGCAACCCACUGAGUCUAGUUGUCACCCCUCUCAUUUGCCUUGCACCUGGAAUAUGCACUCCUCUUUUCCUUCCAUGCACUACCAAUAUAUCUGCUCUGUCAGCCACGUUAGCAUAACACAAUCAUUACAAAGUUGACCCCUUUUUUACAGUAUACAGGUGGUCACAUCAUUGAUAAGUCAUCAGGUAAAAGAGAAGGCAUCUGGUUUUAUCUCGUUUAACUAAUUGUUUUAAUUUUGAAUAUUCUUCAAUAUGAAAUUAUGGUAGAAAUAACAGAUAUUGCAGUCUAAUUCAGUUUCUUUUUCUGUUUUAAACACAAAUGUAGCCGUUUUCAAAACAGUAUGUAGAACUUUGCAAAAUUAGCCAUAGAUUCACAGAGUUUAUCAAAUGGUUGAGUUUGAGUGAGAGAAAGUUUGAAAGAUUUGAAUGCAUUUUGUACCAAUCCGUUGGCAAGAGGAUUGGCAUAUUGUCUGUUGUACACAACAACAACCAUUUUGAAAGAAAUUAUGUAAUGAACCUUUUUAAAAGAGAUUCAUGCUGAUAUUUGCUGUGAGAGGGAUUAAAGAGACAAUCUAGGGUUAUACGCUCUCAGUAGUUCAUUUAAUGUUGUAAAUACUGUUACAAACAUCCCUGCUAUAUGUCUAUAUCACAGAAAAGCUAGCAAAUAAAUAAACAUUGCUAUUGCUUUACAGAAAGUUUGUAUUUUUACUUCAGACAUUGACAAACAUAUAAUUGUAAUUACAUUCAGAGCAAGUGCAUUAUACAGUAUAAAUAUUAAUCAAACCCACAAUUUCUUUCCUACUUCAAAGCGAACCACAAUUUGCUGAGGCCUUGUAUUCUACAGUCUUGAGGUGGCAAUCUCCAUUUAACCCAUUCUAUACUCUGCACACCCUGUUUUACAUAUUUACAUUGAUAAUUCGUACUUGGUGUUAUUUCAUUAACACAUUAAGCCACUUGUUUUGUUUCUCCAACAGUACACAUCCAUCACUCAUUAAAGCUUCCAAUUGAUUCAGAGUUGGGCAGAGACUGCCCUGUACUUUAUAGUGCAGAAGUCUGGGACACUUUAGUUAUAUUAGGGCGUAGAAUUGACACAUUGCUCUUACAGCUCAAAAAACUUUCGAUGUCUUAACUGUUCACGUGUGAUUAGUAAAUUUGAUUUAUUGUUUACUGAGAUUUUUUAGCAUAUGGGAAACUCCAUGGCUAUAGUGAACCAAAACAUUAUGGCAAAAAUUGCAGUAUUAUCAGCCUGCACAAGUCAUUCAGGAAUACAUGAUGCCCCUUAAGAUAGUAUAACAGGUGUCAAAGACUUUUGCACAAUUCACUUUCAUUAUUGUACACAUGGUAUAUACUCAAUGGAUAUACAGUAUAUAUUAUGCUAUAUGUAAAUAAAUAUAUAUGAUGAAAAUGUCUAGCUCAGAGGUCUUCCUGGAGACCUACAGCACUGCAUAUUUUGGACGUCGCCCUUAUGUAACACACCUGGUUCAAAACAUCAGCUAAUUAGCAGAGGCUCCAUGACCUAAACGGAGUUUGCCAGGUAAGGGAGACUAACACAAUGUGCGGUGUUGUGGGUCCUCAGAAACCGAGUUGAAGACCUCUGGUCUAGCAGGUUUUUAUUUUAUAAUGGAAUCAAAUGUAAUCACACUUCACACUCACUACAAGAAUAAAUAGCAAUGCAUACCAAAUGACAAAAAAAGACCAUGCUUCACAUUAAGCAAAAACAAAAUGAAACACGAGUCCCUCUCUGUGUUAAAAUAAUACAGAGUUAACGAGGUCAGAAUGUGUUUUUAGGGUGAAACUCAACAGUUUAUGCAAUAUGUAUUCAAGAAGUACCUCUUAUUUCAACUACAGGAAGCUUGUGACCAAUACAGAGGCAAGGUGGCAUCAUUUAAAGAGCCAUAAUCCCAUCAAUACAGCCACUACAUAGUAAUAACAUUGAUCACAAUAUUUAUUUUAUCAGUACAGAUUUAACACUGCGUUAAUGUCAACAUAUUGUGACCAUCUAUAUUGCUAUAUCAUUCGUUUGAUGACAAAAGUUACCUUCGCAAAUAAGAGUUUCAUUAGUGUGUAUGAGGAAUUCCAGGUAGCACACACAUAUGCAAGCAAGAAAAAGGGGGAAGGAAGAUUUUUCCUUUGCUUUUGCAUUCAGCUUCUCGUUAGACAUGUUCUGUUACUCAGAUCUCUUUAGAUAUAAAAUCACAUUUAUAGUAUAAUAUGUACCAGACUUACAGUCUGUCUCUAAUAGGUAGUAAUGGGGAUGCGCCAAAGAAUGCUCUGGGUCAAACACUGGUCAGUUCUUGCACAAAUUAUGCCACAAAUAUGGAAAAGGUUCGUGCCUGGCUGCAGACUCUAUAAUGAAAUCUGUGUUGCAUUGGUUCACGUUGAGAUACUCUCUUUAAAGUAGUAUACUGGAUCUGUAUCUAAAGCAGAGUUAAACAUACUAAAUCCCCUGGAAAAUCCACCUCAAAAUGCAGCAGACUGAGAGUUAAUACAGUUUUGUGAAGACACAUUCUGUUCUUAAGUAAUUCGUGGAAAAGUAGCACACAUGAAUUAAUCAUUAAGUUGAUAAAAAAAAAGACUCAAAUUCAUAAUGUAUGAUGAGGUAUAAAAAAAUAAAGAAAACAAAAGAUAAAUGACCAUCCUGAAAAUGUUAACAAAAGAUAUAUAUCCCCUUGUGUUUCUUUACAUGAUGGUAAUCAAGUAUAAAUAGUUUAAAAUACAAUUCUGCCAAUAUGAACAUAUUUAAUUUUCUGUAAUAUUAUUUUACAUACAGAUGAUAAUGAAGGAGGUUUUCUGUGCAUAUAAAAUGGAAUGCAAUAAUUUACAACAACAACAACAAAUAUUGCACAUUAAUGUCAAACAAUAAACUUUUUUUUUUAAAAAGCAGUAAAAACAACAAAUAUUAUGAUUAAUUUUUUAAGAAUGCAUUCUACCUAUUAAAGGGAUAGUUCACCCAAAAAUGUAAAUUCUUUCAUCAUUUACUCACCCUCAUUGCCAUCCUAGAUGUGUAUGACGUUUUUUUCUUCUGAUCACAAACAAAGAUUUUUUGAAGAGUAUCUCAGCUCUGUAGGUCCAUACAAUGCAAGUGAAUGGUGACCAGAAAUUUGAAACUCCAAAAUCACAUAAAGGCACCAUAAAAUGAAUCCAUACGACUCCAGUGGUUAAAUCCAUAUCUUUAGAAGCAAUAUGAUAGGUGUGGGUGAGAAACAGAUCAAUAUACCACUUUUAAUUUCACAUUAUUUAUGCAUAUCCCCACCUACUUGGCAGGGAGGAGAAUUUAUAGUAAAAAAAAAUACUUAAAUAUUGAUCUG